UUCUUUAUGCAUUCGCUGAAGUAAGUUACGAAAAAUGACUUGAUAUUUCCAUUUAAAAUGUACAAAAUAUAUCUUAUAAUUUUUGCAUUUAGUUGUAUCAACGCAGACGAAGAUGAGAGUAAUGAAAAGUAUAUUGAUCUGCUGCCAGAAGAGGAGAAAGAGGAAUUUCUUAAUCGUAUUGCUAGAAGGAUUCUAGAGGAUGUCAACAGUCGUGAUACGCCAAACGAAUCCCAUGCUGAAAUUAAUGAUGAUCAGCUUAAUGCGCAGAACGCUUAUGUUAACGAUAUCAUUAAGGAAGAAUCUAAAAAUUUAUAUGAUGAACGACGUGAUAAUAAGGAUGAUGAGAAGAAAAAAACCGAUCGAGGCGAUGAAAUGGCUGAUGACCGAUAUAUAGAUCUCACAUUGCGUACAAAGGAUAUAGUAAAUGACAGUGAGUCCGAGAAACAUUCGGACGGACAAAGUGGAUUUAAUGUUAUACCCGUCAAAACUAUAUACGAUGAUGAAAAUGUUGGUGAUGGUGAUAAAAUUAUUAUAGUUCCUCAAUCACUUAUAAAUUCUAGUUCCACUGAUGAUAAAAAUAGACCCGUAUUUAUAACAAAUUUGGAAAACGAUUUGAUCACAUCUGAUAAUAUUAAAAAUAAUAACGAAGACUUAAAAGGUAUUCGUAAAUCAUAUGAUACAAAUCUAUUGUUUCGUACAACAAUGCCUGAUUAUGAUUCAAAUUCUGACGAAAAUAAAUCUGUCGCUGACAACGAUACAACAUACGACUCUACAAUCCAACCAGAUACCAAGGAGGUAUUGACCACAACAGAAUCUACUAGCGAAGUGAAUUGGCCAUCAACUCAGAAAAUUUAUGACAGUGAAAUUGAUAACUCCGAAAGCCAAAGCUCUGAGGGCGAAGAAACUACAACAUCAAGUUAUUCAACUACAUUAAAAGACGAAAAACCAUCAAGCACUACUUCUAAAUAUAAUUCGACCGAUACUAACACUUAUAAACAAGAAAAUAUAAGUUCAACUACACCCGAAACUACAUUAAACGUUAGCGAUGCAAGUGAUAAUACUACAGUUAAUAGAAAUUCGGUUGUACGUUCUGGAAACAUGGAGUUAAAACAGACGACAAUGAACCGAGAAUUUGACAAAAUUAAUGGCUCGGUGUUAAAUGCGUCCCAAGAAAGUGCAGAUUCAGAAAAUAAAACUCUCAUAGAUAUAACAACUGUUACAACUGCAACCGAAUUUAGUGCUGGAAGCCAUGUGUCAGAAAAAAGAAAUAUUCAUUCGUAUGAGCAUGGAGACAAAGAUGUAGAUCUGAACUCAAAAGACACCCAAUUGCUGCGUGAAAGUCGAACUUCAGAAGAAAUCCAAUAUGAAGAAAAGCCUCCAGAAAGAAUUGAUUUAAAAUCCAAAAAGAAAGAGUAUGAAGUGUUUGAAAUAGAACCAGAAAAACCAUCGUUUGUGAAAAAAUCUAUGGAGGAAGAUAAUCAGAAUGAAAUACCUUUAUACGUCGUUCCUGUGUACAAUUAUGAUCCAGAAAAAGCAUAUUUCACGCCACGCAGUCGACCUGAGCCCUACAAAGAAGACAAAUAUAACGACGACAUAAAUUACGAAACGUUUGAAGAUAGUGAGGAUGACGGACAAACAAUGAAAGUAGAUUUACCAAUUGGGAGAAGCAUAUUUUCAGGAUACAAGAAACGAAAUUCAGAUCAAUAUAAAAGAAACAAAGAGAAUCACGUACUGAAAUAUCAGAAGCAAAACACAAAACCAGCGAAAAAAGUUCAAUACCAUAACAUAUACUAUAAACCAAAUGAUUACCUGGAUUUGGACUAUUACUUUGGCAGAUCAAACAGACACCAAGCGAGGAGCGGGCACAAGAAACAAUUAAAAAAGGAUAAGGUAUUCCCCGAUUCAAACGAAAGAGACCAUCCCUAUAACAGUCUACAAAAUGAUGAUUCAAUAAAGGAUCACAUCGGAGCUGUGAGAAAGAUUUUGCAUCUUAAACAGAUAUAUGAGAACGUACCAGAAAUUCAAAAGCAGAAAACCUUAAAUGUCGGCAGGAAAAAAGCCAAAUCUGUGGAUAGUAUGGGUGCAAAAAAAAUAAUUAAAAAUGACGCUGACAGUAUAUCUUUAGAUUACUAUUUUGGCUUUAAUUCCAAACCGGAUGACGUAAAUGUGGGGAGGUCAGAUAGAUCGAAAACAGUGGAAUCCAGUAAAAGCAACGACAAAAAUAACGUUCACGAUGAAAUUUAUUCUAUACUUGAAGUAUUAAAAGAUUCAAUAAGGUUUAAAAAUGAGGCCCUAUUGAAUUAUGACUGGCUAGAAACUACAGUGGAUAUACUGACAGGUGUGGAAAGGCUUUUUGAAUUGACGAAUGAAUUGCAAUUCGGUAAUGACAUGUACCCAAAAGAUUUGGAGCUGUUAAAGUACACUCUUUAUCUAUACAAAACAUCUGUCGAUGCGUUCAAUCGCCAAAAGGAUAUAGACGACAAAUAUAGUGAAGACGGAGAGGUUAAACGUAAGAGGGGACUUUUGCCAAAAAAUAAAUACAAAAACAAAAUUAAACAGCCAUUGAAGUUGUGGAAAGAUGUCGCUAAGUUCAUUAGGAAUAAAACCAGUGAGCCACUGAAGCUGCUUUACGAUUUCGAGGACUUCCUGCAGAAAAUACUUUACUACUUACACGAUUUCCAUGACGCUAUAAAACACGUCGCGAUCAUAACGAAGUAUAAGGAACAGAUGUGGUUCGAAGAUCUGAAAAAGAUUUACCUGGACGACGCCAGUGAUAAAAAUUUGCUCAAAGUUCUACUCCACUUAGGCGUUUCAAGAUUAUUAAAUAAUAUAGACGAGAACGCCUCGUACGGCGUAGAAAAUAAUUAUAGGGAAUACAUAAAAAAAUACUAUAAUUACGUUGAAAUAAGUAAAGAAGGAUUUCUCUUUGUUCUUAAUAUACUUAACGAGUUGAAACAAUUUAAGUAAU
Danaus plexippus (monarch butterfly) is the source of this 2968-nucleotide messenger RNA. RefSeq lists its product as uncharacterized. Bases 58 to 2967 code for a protein of 969 amino acids. NCBI's taxonomy places the organism in Eukaryota, Metazoa, Arthropoda, Insecta, Lepidoptera, Nymphalidae. The record is from RefSeq and is a predicted model, not a curated record. The transcript is spliced from 4 exons.